This is a messenger RNA of Lepidothrix coronata (blue-crowned manakin), 2258 nucleotides long. It is a transcript of the gene VAMP7, whose product is annotated as vesicle associated membrane protein 7. Gene Ontology annotation, cellular component: membrane; SNARE complex. The coding region runs from base 56 to 718 and encodes 220 amino acids. Gene Ontology annotation, molecular function: SNAP receptor activity; SNARE binding. Gene Ontology annotation, biological process: exocytosis; vesicle fusion. The record is from RefSeq and is a predicted model, not a curated record. The transcript has 8 exons. NCBI's taxonomy places the organism in Eukaryota, Metazoa, Chordata, Aves, Passeriformes, Pipridae.
GCCCGGGCGGGGCCGGAGCGCGGGGGCGGCCCCGGGAGCGCCGCAGUGGGAAGCCAUGGCCAUCCUGUUUGCUGUCGUGGCGAGGGGCACCACCAUCCUGGCCAAGCACGCCUGGUGUGGAGGGAACUUCCUGGAGGUGACGGAGCAGAUCCUGGCCAAGAUCCCCUCGGAGAACAACAAACUCACCUAUUCCCACGGCAGUUACCUGUUCCACUACAUCUGCCAGGACAGGAUUAUUUACCUCUGCAUCACAGAUGACGACUUUGAACGCUCCCGAGCCUUCACGUUCCUGAACGAGAUCAAGAAGCGGUUCCAGACCACGUACGGCUCCCGAGCCCAGACAGCCCUUCCCUAUGCCAUGAACAGCGAGUUCUCCAGUGUCCUGGCAGCACAGCUGAAAUACCACUCGGAGAGCAAAGGCCCCGACCAGGUGGCAGAGACACAAGCCCAGAUCGAUGAACUCAAAGGAAUCAUGGUCCGGAACAUAGACCUUGUGGCGCAAAGAGGGGAGAAGCUGGAGCUGCUGAUCGAUAAAACAGAGAAUCUCGUGGAUUCGUCAGUCACUUUCAAAACAACCAGCAGGAACCUCGCCCGGGCCAUGUGCAUGAAGAACCUCAAGCUCACCAUCGUCAUCAUCAUCGUGUCCAUUGUGAUCCUCUACAUCAUCCUCUCAGCAGUGUGUGGUGGGCUGGCCUGGCCCAGCUGUGUGCAGAAAUAACCAGAGCUGCUGCUGGGCCCUUGGAGAUGAGUCCCAGGAGUGUGAAGAAGCAACCUACGGAAUAACUCACCCGUCACCUCUGCCACCUCCUCAUCCCUCCAUCCCUCCAGGACUUCAGACUUUUUUGCCUUAUCACCCCAGAGGGGCCCAGAGGGAGCUGUGACCUCCAGAGUGGGCUGGGCUGGAUUACUUGAAGGGAUUUCUUUGUUCCUUUUCCUGUCCCCACGAAUGCCUUCCUUCCCUGUGUCCCUGUGGCUUUGCACUCGGAUGGGGAACGGGCCUGGCCUGCCUGUGAGGAUGGAGCCAGAGGGUGGUUUGGGGUGGGCUGAGCCAAACUAACAGGGCAGGGAUGAGAUGGUUUGAGUUUCCACAGUUCCUGGAGAUGCACACCUGGCCACGUGUGGCUCUCAGUGCUUCAACACGGGAAGGUCACGGCUCUAAUCCUGGUGGGAACAAAACGAACGGGGCUUUGUGCACUGAGAGGUGGGAAAUCUCCCUUUUCCCGGGGAGUUUUCCUGCAGGUAGGGGGGUCACCUCAGCGUUUGGAAUGGCUGCCUCUUCAUCCUCACUUCUUCCUCAUCUCCCCCCUUGGUUUGUGGCUGGGUGGGCACAGUAAAGGAGGCGGCUGCUCGUGGUUCCGGCCGCAGUCACGGAUCUGCUUUCUCCCAGGUUAUUUCUCCUGCUGUUCUUUGGAGGGUGGAUUGGAAUGAGUACAAUGCUGGCACUGGCUGGGGUGAAUUUGGGGGCCAAUCUGUUGCUCUGGCUUGAUCAGGUGUCAGGGAGCUGCUGCUUGUGCUUCUCCUCCUGUGAGUGCUAAAACCACAGGACAGAGAAGGGCUGGAGGUGCUGCCUGGGGACUCCGAGGGCUGAGGGAGAAAGGCUCUGCCAGAGGCAGGAAUGGGCUCCUCUGGGAAGAGUUCAAACCAAACCCAAGGCUGAGAACCAAAAGCAGGCUCAGCUGGGCUGUUCCUGUCCCAGCUGCUCCCCUGAAGCACCAGCCAGGCCUGGCUCCUGGGGGAGUGGUGUCCACACUUGUGUCCUGGAGCUGAUGGGCUCCUGUCCCAGAGAAGAACCAGAAACACCCUCCACGUGGGCUCCAAAGGAAUCUGCUCCCUUCAUCCCAGGGAAGUGGGGUGGGGUGGUGGUACAGGAAGGGGUGGCUUCCUUUGGGGACGUGGUUGGUGCUGUGGGGUCCUGGUGACACAGGGAGGGGGGUGAUGUGACACUGCUGCUCCUUCACUGUCACACCCACCCUGCAGCUUCCCAGCAGCUCCCACAGAAAGAGUUCUCUAAACUUGCAGCUCCUUUGGAUUUGUGUUCUGCUGGGCCCAAACUUCACCAAGGGUGAUGGGACUUGGAUCCCCCCCAGUAAGAGAGGCCACUGGCACCUGCCUCUCUCCCUGUAAAUGGAAUGUAAAGCUUGGAGAAAGCCCCCCCUCAGCUCCUGCAGCCCCUGUACAGCUGUGCAUGUUUAGGGGGCCUGGUGUUCACCCUGUUCAUUGCCAUGAUUUCUUGUCUUAUGUACAAACAAUUUUUAAAG